AUGGUCGUCCUUCUGUGCAACUUCAAGCCGGCGAAAAUGAGAGGAAUCGUUACCGAAGCAAUGAUCAUGUGCGCUUCUACACCAGAGAAAGUCGAGAUCUUGGCCCCGCCAGCUGGAGCAGUUCCGGGCGAUCUUGUCAAAGUGCCAGGCUUCGAAGGCGAACCCGACGAACUGAUUAUGCCAACGAGUAAAAAAGCAGUCUCCGUGUUCGAACAAGUUGCCCCAGGAUUAAAGACGAACGACAAAUGCCAAGCCACAUUUAAUGAUGUCGCCUGGGAAGUUGCCUGGGAACGAUUGGAUUCGAGAAAUGUGUUGGCCAAAGAUAGAAGCUACAUAAUCGAAGAUUCCUUUGGAACGAUUGAAUAUUGGAACUCGAACAAGAAAGUGCGUUUAUUUGGGUAUUUCGGCUGCAAGGCGCACACCGAUCUAGACGAAAGAUGGACAGAUCCAGACAGGAAAUUCGUUCAAGACGGAAUUCUUCACACGGUGGCGCCAAAUUUGUACCCCGCUGAUUCGAGAGCCAUUCAAAAUCAGCUCAAGUUUUUGGAAAAAUCCGACAAUUACAGAGACACGGUGACUGGCAAAGUAUGCGCUGUUGCUGGUGGCCUUGGACUGAUGUUUAUCGCUUGGUUUUGUAUCUUCCACAAUGUCGAGCAAGGUCGCAAACUUGUUGAAGAAAACAAGAAAAGCAGACACAACAGUCUUUCUCUCAGCGACAAGAGCAUCAACCAACUGACGCAGAUUUCUUCCGACUUCAGCCAACUGCAGCACCUCUCCGAGCUCAUUCUCGCGCACAACGGCCUCAAACAGCUCACUGCUUCGAUCACAAGCUUAUAG
Oikopleura dioica is the source of this 837-nucleotide messenger RNA. NCBI's taxonomy places the organism in Eukaryota, Metazoa, Chordata, Appendicularia, Copelata, Oikopleuridae. The record is from the annotation of a GenBank genome assembly.